This is a messenger RNA of Dimorphilus gyrociliatus, 1309 nucleotides long. NCBI's taxonomy places the organism in Eukaryota, Metazoa, Annelida, Polychaeta, Dinophilidae. The record is from the annotation of a GenBank genome assembly.
CAUGGAGUUUGACGAUGUUCUGGAAUGUGUUGGAGAAGCAAUGGCUAUGAACUUUAUUGGUGGCAAACAAGAACACUGGUGCAAAGUACCAGAACUGCAGAGACUAUCCUUUAGACGCCAAAAGCUUAUAGCUAUACCAAACGGCUCCUCAAAAUCUGCUUAUGUUCAAUGCAAGACUUUCCCCCUAAACUAUUCGUCUUAUAGUAUAUCCGAUUUUUUACAAUGGAAUGAAACAGACAGACAAAAGGUGGAAGCAACCUUUCCCAAUGUAAAUUCUUAUUCCGAAUGGAGAUUUUUUGGCGCAAUUAGUGCUGGAGCAAUCUCAGAUAAAUGGGGUCGUAAACCAGCAAUUGUAAUUUUUAUUAUAAUUAAAUUAAUUGGGGGCUAUUUGGCGACUUUUGCCAGCAAUUUAAUUCUGUUUUGCUUUGGGAGAUUCAUUAUGGCUAUCGGAACAACAGGAAGCGGAAUAGCUGCUUAUGUACUUAUGCAAGAAAUAAUAGAUAAAAAAUAUAGAGCAAUGGUUGGUAUGACUUGGACGUCAUUCUUUUCACUUGGAUUUGCUCUUCUACCAGGCAUUGCUUACCUUAUAAGGGAUCACAGAGCAUUCCAAUUCGUUUAUAUUACUCCUGCUUUAAUCAUGUUGUCAUAUGUAUUUUUAUUGGAUGAAUCACCAAGAUGGCUAGUUUCUCAGGGAAAAGUUGACAAGGCUGAGAAAAUUUUAAAAAGAAUUGCUAUAAUUAAUGGACGAAAUCCACCUCAAAAGAUUACUUUUGAUAAUAAAAAUAAUGAACAGAGACAGGGAAAACUCGUAGAUCUUUUUCGAACUCCCAAUAUAAGAAAGAAAACAAUAAUUGUGUCCCUUUUAUGGUUCACUUGUAGCCUUAUGUAUUACGGUUUAUCUUUAAACACAGGACAGUUGGCGGGUAAUAUUUUCUUGAAUACAUUCUUAUCAGCAUUUAUUGAGAUACCAUCGAAAUUAUCUGCUCCUACAGGAUAUCGAACGGCCGUUGCAAUUAUAUCGAAAUCUGGAGUAUCUAUUGCUUUUGGUUCAACUUAUAUUUAUUCGAUAGAACUCUUUCCAACUGGCGUGAGAAAUGUAGGAUUAGGUUGGGGUUCAAUGAUUGCUAGAAUUAGCGGAGUGGCCUCACCGUACGUUGGAGGACCAUUAUCAAAUGUAUGGAAGCCUCUUCCUACAACAAUUUUCGGUUUAUUUGCAACUUUAUCGGGAUUAUUCACUUUUCUACUUCCGGAAACUUUAAAUAGAAAACUUCCGGAAACUAUAGAAGAAGGUGAAAACUUUGGAAAGUAA